GGCGAUGCAAGUCGGAGGCAGCGUAGACUCCGCGGCUCCUCCCUCGGCCGGCUCCUGCUGCAGCGCGGGGCGAGGCGCAGAAGCGGGUUCCAGCCCCCUCCGCUCCCCACAGCCUUGCACCUUCCCUGGCGCCCGGCUGGGGAGACCGGGAGCCCCGCGCCCCCUGCACCGACCCUGGCUGGCGCUGCGGAGACUGGGACCCUGGCGCUAGAGCCCUCACAUCGCUGCAGCUUCGGGGGCAGCUCGGGCCUCGCUUCUCGGGAGCCUGCCUUGGAACUGCCCUGGGCAGAGGCUGCAGUGCAGAGCCGUUGCCCCAUCCCGCUGUCUGCACCUGGACCGGCUGCUGCUCCCUCCCUCUUCGCACCAAGCUCCUCCAUGGGCUUCCGGCGGCUUCUGUCUGGUCAUUAAUCUUCUAGGAGCCACUAAGUUUUGUCUAUCUGGCGCCUGAGCAUCCCGCCUGCCGGAGAUGGGUUAAUAGGGGACUCGCCAUGGGGGAAGUGGCCUGUCGUGCCCUGCCCUGCAGACCGCCCGGGACUAGGGCCAACGCGUGGCUGGCUGUAGCCAGCAGCUGCUGGGUGCAGGAGUCUUGAACCCCACAGUCUUAUGGAUAACAUUUAAUUGACUCUACGCUCAGCUCUGCCUGGCAGGAUUCCUGUUUGCUGGGUAUCUCCUCCUCCCCCACCUUUUGUUUGGCUGCUGCCUAGAUGUCAACAUAAGGGGUGUUUGGGGAUUGAAACACCAUCCCAGCAUUCAAGUUAAGUGAACCCAGCUCAGUCCCUAGGCCUGAGGGAGUGGGGAUGGUAGCAGGGCAAGUCCCUGCUAAGCAGGGCUGUCUGGUGAGCCUGGAGCCGGAGCGCUCAGCUCGGGGAAGAGUGGUCCAUUUUUACCCUCUUCUCGGUAGUGGAAGCUGGGGAAAGUCUCUGGAGCUGGGAGCGUCAAUGUUGCCUGAGAACCCUUCACUGGGAGAGAGGCGAACUCAGUGUUUCCUAGCUGGUCUGUGACCCUCUCCAAACUCCCUGGGGAGAGAACUGGAUUUGAGGAUGCUCCUAAACCCAAUUGGGAGGGUGGAUGAGACACUUCUAUCCCAUCAAGCCUGGCUGCUCCCCUUUUCCAGUAUCUCCUCUGGUUUCAGAGCCCUGGCCUGGAGAGGGCAGCUCCCAUCACGUCUCUGUGUCUUUAUGGAGCAAAACAUUUACCUGCAGGUCUGACCCUGGGUGCCUCCAACCUCAGCUCCAUGCAGUCCUUGGAGCUGCUUUCAGGGAUGGCAGAAGACAGUGGGACACCCAGGUUCUGAGAAGAUGUUCCGUGUCAGGUGAGGAGUAUUGAGCCAGAUGUUCUCCGCCCCGGGCAGGAUGCUGAGACGGAGGAUCCCAGGGGAGCUUGUUCUGUGACUGAGAAGAGUUGGAUCCAGACUGGCCUUGCCAAAGUGCUUGAGGCUGGUACAGUGAACCCCAAAGUCAGAAAGCAGGGUCCCCAAUCCCGCCUGAUCCAGAAUCCCCACUCCCAGCUCCAGGGUGGAUGGGGCAGCACGUGGCCAGCUCAGAGCAGUAGGAACAGAGAGAACGGAACAAAAACUGCACAGAUUUCAGCCAGAAAAGCAAGUGUCGCUUGAUCUGGUCCUGGCUGCUUUUCUGGGCAGGCCAGCCAGCCCCACAUUGUGACUGUUGCACCCUUUGGCAUCAGUUCCGUUAACUGCACCAGGCUUCCCAUGCACCACCUGGGCCAGAACUCUGUCUUUUCCUGACCUGGAAACGAGUCAUGCCAUCAACCAGCGACUCCAGCUAUUCCCUGACUGGCCGCUCCUCCCGCAGCAUCACCCAUCUCCGAGUGCAGAGGACCUGGCUGCAGAUCCUGCUGGUGCUGGGCUUCAUUCAGGUCAUCCUGGGCAUCCUCAUCAUCACCUUCAGCCUUGUGGCAGCUACCAUCACGCCCUCCACCAAGGUCCGGCACUCCUGUCCCUCCUGGGCCGGCUUCUUGCUGGCGCUGUCCGGGCUCGUCGGCAUUGUCUCCUGGAAGCGGCCCUUCACCCUGGUGAUCACCUUCUUCACGCUGCUCUCCGUGCUGGGCAUCAUGCUGAGCCUCGCUGGCUCCAUCCUCUCCUGCCAGAAUGCUCAGCUGGUGAAGUCCUUGGACGCCUGCACUAGGGAGAAAGACUCCUGUGUCUGCUGCCAGGUCCUCUCUGAGUACCCAUCCAUGGGACCUGCCUGCAGCAGACAGGGCGAGACACUGACCAUGUUCCCCAGCCCUGACUGCCGGAGCGUCCGCAUGGCUCUGAAGGAUCUUCUAUUCAGUGUUUGUGGCCUAACCAUCUUCUCCACCGUUGUCUGCACGCUCUCAGCUGUCAUGUGCUGCAUCCAGAUCUUCUCCCUGGACAUUAUCCAUGUGCUGGCCCCGCAGCGCUCCAGUUCGGUGACCCUGGAGUGCACAUCGCCCCCAGACCCCUUCCUGCAGAACAUGAUGGACUUGGAGGAGUUUGUGCCCCCGGUGCCACCGCCCCCGUACUAUCCACCAGAGUACACCUGCAGCUCCGAGACCGAUGCCCAGAGCAUCACCUAUAACGGCUCCAUGGACAGCCCUGUGCCUCUCUACCCUACCGACUUCCCCCCAUCCUAUGAGACUGUCAUGGGACUCCGGGCAGUCAGCCAGGCCACGCUGUUUGAUUUGCAGCUCACGGAUCUGUCGCACGGCUGCACCUGCGACCACGUCCCCUCCAUCGUGCUCAGUGGGGAAGCGUCCAUGGAUAGUGGCUCCCUGGUCAUGUCCGAGAUCAUCGACAUCCCUGGCGACAGCAGCCCCUCGGAAGACUCCUGCCUGCUGGAGCUGCAGGGCUCCAUGCGCUCGGUGGACUACGUCCUCUUCCGCUCCAUCCAGCGCAGCCGCGCAGACUACUGCCUGAGCAUGGACUGCGUGCAGUGUGGCCACCAUCCCCACAGCCCCACGCUGGGCCUGCAGGGCCCCUUCGAGGAUAUGCCCCGGCCCCGGGUGCGGGGGGAGCGCUCUUACUCCUGCUCCACCCCUGAUCCCAGUUACGACAGGCUCCUGGAGCCAGGCGGGGCCAUCACCCACAGCUGCAAUCGUCUGGAAGGGCUGGCUCGCUGCGCUGGGCCCUGCUUCCCUGAGGUGCGACUCAAGGGCAAGACCUUGCUGCCAGGGCAUCAGGGCACCAGCUCCACUGGCUCCCUGUACUCAGAUCGCGGGCACCGCGGCCGUCAGCGACGCAACAGUGAGACGUCCUGCCUGCUGGGCCCAGCCCGGGGCCUGAGCCAACGGCCGCUCGUGCGGUCGCACAGCGACCCCGGCAUUGCUGUUGCCGGUGAUCCUGUCGACUUGAGGGAUCUGCUUUAUACCAAAGCGCUGGAGGAUGAUGCAUCCAAUUCUUCUGCAGAUACAGGACUGUGCUCUGAGGCCUGCCUGUUCCGGCUCUCGCACUGCGACUCGCCCCAGCUCCUCCGGGCCGCCUCUGCCAGGAAGAACCAGCUGCCAGUGCCCAAGAAGGUGACACAGCAGCUGUCGAAGGCAGCAACACGCUCCCUGGGGGAUCUGAAGGUUUGUCGUGGUACCCGGGGGCUGCUGGCCAGGUUCCUGCAGAGAUCCAAGCGCAGCCUGGCGUCUGGUGUGGAGAUGGCUGGGCAUGGCUCCCAGGGCCACAAACAGGUGCCCUGGAGCCCGUGGCAGGCAGAAGAGCACACGCUGCCAGAAGGGAUUCACUUGCAGAGCUGUGGGGACCUGAGCUCCACCUCCUCGCUGCGUCGCCUCCUGUCUGCCCGCCGGCUGGAGCGCAGCCGUCCGCACAGCCUCAACGGGGUCUACAAAGAGAGCAUCCUCUGAGGGGAGCCGCCACGUUGCCCUCAGCCUUGUCUGACCCCCCUCAUGCCCAAGCCCAGCUGGGAGUCUCCACCAGCAUCAGGCUCUCUACCUGGGGUCCACAGCGAGAACUGGAAGCAGCCGGGGCAGGCCUUCCCCCCGGUGCUGGGCUGGCUCAUUCCCUGCAGACAUUCCUCACUGCCAGGUGACAGUGGGAGAAAGCACAAGCUGAGGACACAAACGCAGAUUGCCAAGGGCAGAGCAUCGUGGCCUGGUUCGGCAGAUCUCCAUGUGGGACUCUGGGAAGGAGGAGGUGCUGCAGUCUGUAGAUUGCAUUGGGGACUGGGGAACAUGGACACAGCCUGCUUUGUGCUGAGAGGCAGUGCCUGCCCCCGUGCUCACUCCGAGGGGCCAGCGUACUUUGGGGUGUUCCUGGGGUGAAGCCCUUGCUGUAUAUUGGACAGGGCUAUUGCGCAUUGUGUGUGUGUGAGGGGAUGUCCAUACAGGCCCUCCUUGUAGUAAUAACCCAAGAGCAGGGGCUGAGCCUGGUCCUGCCUCCUGCUCUGCAGUCUGCUGGUUCAGACGCUAACAUGGUUCCCAGGGUGAGGAAGCUGGGCUCAAUGUGCCCGGUGAUGUCCUCCCACGACAGGCUUGUGCCUCAUGUGGCCCCUGCCUUCAGGGAAUGCUCGCCAUCUGUGCCAGGGAGAUUGAGCCCAACUCAGUCCUGCUCCCCUUAGAUGCUAUGCACUCCUUUCUGGAGUGGGCGAAGGAGGGGCCGGGCAGACCAAGCUGGGCUUCCCUACAACUGCCCUCCUCUUCUGGCAAGUCCGCA
Molecule: messenger RNA, 4636 nt
Organism: Gopherus flavomarginatus (Mexican gopher tortoise)
Lineage: Eukaryota; Metazoa; Chordata; Testudines; Testudinidae
Gene: ENTREP3
Product: endosomal transmembrane epsin interactor 3
Exons: 12
Coding region: 1759-3828 (689 amino acids)
Cellular component (GO): membrane
Source: RefSeq, a predicted model, not a curated record